AUGGAACAUAGAAGAUUGCGCAAAGGGCCGCUGCCUGGAGGUCGUCAGGGCGCGUCUGGAGCUGGCGCUGGACGCGACAGCAUGCGAACCGCCAGCCGAGCGCGAGGUGCUGCACGACCACCCAGCAGCCCCUCGCAUCCAUCAUCCCCACCAGCUUGCUUGGUGUCGGCAGGGUCUUCGCAGGCCCAGCAAUCGGCACCCGCCACUGGUGGAGUACGCCGCAUGCGAUGGACCAUCAAUAUGAAUUCAAACGCAUUGCGGGCGUAUUUUAGGGCGAAAGGGGGAGAAAUUGGAGGUUUAGCGUAUCGGGCUAGGAUGCAUCGUCUUUUUACUGAGCUGGAGCCAUCUAUUACUGUCACCGAGCAAAACCUGGCAGACCGAGUUCGGUAUAUCUUACGCUCAAAUAUAUUUGAUGGCGCCGAACUCGAACGGCUACGACGUGAGGCUGUUCCCUCAUCAAAUGAAAACGCUACGACUGAGGGUGCGGUGCCACAAGUUGCAGAACAACCCGCACACGUGGAUGCCGCCGAGAAUACCCCAGUGGUUGCUGAUUCAAAUGAUGAUGGAACAUUCACCCAGGAACUAGAAAUAGAGCAAAUGAGGAGUACAUUGGAAGAGGCGAUUAUGGAAACGCGCAGUACGGCUUUUGAAAAUCGACCGCGACUUCCCCGCAUAGCCCUAAGCAAGCGGAAUCGGGCUGUCGUGAGGGCUCUGAACCCAAUGCUGGUGACCUAUUUGGAAGCCAGCCGGGACCUUUGCGAGACGGACUCAAUUCUCUUUGGCGCCGCACUGGCAGUCUGCCGUAUUAUAGGCGCCAAACUUUCCACGGCUGGACGCACUACUGGACAAAGUAGUGCUAUCCCAGCCUGGAGAACAAGAAUUGAAGAACGUAUCGCAAAGGCUAGGGCCCUCAUCGGCAGACUGAUAUGCUUCAGGUCAGGCAAUACCAGGCCAAGGAUUGUGCGCACCGUCAGGAUGGCGUUUGCUGGGACAAAUGUUAGUUUGUCCCAGCCGGAUAUAAUGCAAAAACUGACGGAGCGCAUAGACGACCUGAAGCAGAGAAUCGCUGCUUGGGGAAAGCGAAUUCGGCGAUAUACCGAGAGGUCGACACGGUUCAACCAGAAUCGUCUCUUCCAGAGUGAUCAGAAGAGGCUCUAUAAAUCAUUGGAGCGACCAAUGGUAAGUGGAACGGGCCCAGUACCGAAUCAGGCCGACACGGUCGCAUUCUGGCGCAGCCUGUGGUCAGAGCCCGUAAACCACAACGAGGGCCCUUGGACGGAAGUUGUGGCGAGUCAGUGUGCGGGUAUUACGCCCAUGGACCCCGUCACCAUAACGCCGGAUGACGUAGCUGAGGCGGUCCGUAGGGCCCCGAACUGGAAAAGUCCGGGACUCGACGGGCUGCAUCACUACUGGCUGAAGGGGUUCGUGAUACAUUUCAUUGUGCAAACACCAUUCAACAAGCUCAUCGAGAUCUCUUUGAAGCAUUAUUGA
Messenger RNA from Parnassius apollo (apollo), 1491 nucleotides. NCBI's taxonomy places the organism in Eukaryota, Metazoa, Arthropoda, Insecta, Lepidoptera, Papilionidae. The record is from the annotation of a GenBank genome assembly.